AGAUGACACCGGAAACCCUUCAAUAAAACUCCGGAGUAAUUCAUCUUUGACAACUACACGAUCUUCGCUGCAACUCUUUGGACAUAAAACCAGCAACUCCGCAAAGAUUUAAGCUGCCAUCCAACUCAGCUGGGCCGACAGGAGAGAAGGGGAGAACAACACCCCUGGUCUCCCUUAGCUGAUCCUGAGUUACCCUGCUAGCCAUGGAUGACAGCUCCUCACUGGGUAAAGUCAGCAGCUCAACCGAGUCCGUGGCCACCGUCACCAGUGAAGAGUUUGUUCUGGUUCAGUCCAGCCUGGCCGGUUCACCACAGAGCUCUGAGGGCAGACCGAGACUCAAGAUGUCCUGGAAUGGAAGUGAUCAGCUUGAAAAGGCAAUGGAGGAGGUGUUGGAUGAUGAUGAUGAGGUGAAGGUAGAAAAGAGCUGUGUGGAACAGAUGGAGAAGCACAAAGAACCCGAAAGCCAAGAGCCUGUGACCCAACCCACAGAAGCAUGUCCAGCACCAUCCAGUCCCAGUGUCAUUGAAGAGGACAGCGUCCAGUUCAACAAGCUAUCAUACCUGGGUUGCACGUGGGUCAAAGCCCCUCGCAACGAAGCAGAGGCUCAGAAAGCUAUGGCGACCCUGCGAGCGGAAAGUGCCAUCCCGAUUCCCAUCACCCUGCAUGUUCCCUGUGGCCCAGAUGGUUCUGUCAGAAUCGUCGACCAGGCCUCAGGGACAGAGAUCGCCUCCUUCCCCAUCUACAAGGUGUUGUUCUGCGCCCGAGGGCGGGAGGGCUCUGUGGAAAGUGACUGUUUCUCCUUUACUGAGAGUUACCGAAGUUCAGAGGACUUCCAGAUUCACGUUUUCUCCUGUCAAAUCAAAGAGGCUGUCAGCCGCAUCCUUUACAGUUUCUCCACCGCCUUCCGGCGCUCCUCGCAGCGAGCCGACAUCCGGGACCAAACGCUCUCUGGUCCCCCUGACGGUGAUCUCUACACCUUCAUGGUCUCACUGGAGAUCAAGGAAGAUGAUGGCAAAGGCAACUACAACCCCGUGCCAAAAGAUCGGGAUAAGUUUUACUUCAAGCUGCGACAGGGGGUCCAGAAGAAGGUGCUGGUUUCUGUUCAACAAUUGUGCAACAAGGAACUGGGCAUCGAAAGGUGUUUUGGGAUGCUGCUAAGUCCUGGACAGAAAGUCUGCAACAGUGACAUGCAUCUUCUUGACAUGGAAUCGAUGGGAAAGAGCUCGGAUGGAAAGGCCUACAUCAUCACAGGAACGUGGAAUCCCAACAUGGCAGCUUUCCAGCCACUUAAUGAAGACACACCUAAAGAUAAGCAAAUCUACAUGACCGUGGCGGUGGACCUGGUGGUGACAGAAGUGGUGGAACCUGUUCGCUUCCUGUUGGAGACCCUCGUCAGGGUCUAUCCAUCAAACGAGCGCUUCUGGUACUUCAGCCGAAAGACCUUCAGCGAAACCUUUUACCUCAAACUGCGACAGCAGGCCCCUGACAGAGUGAGUCAGAGUGAUGCUGUGUAUGAAGUGGUGAGCCUUCAGAGGGAGGCAGAGAGAAAAAGCGAGGAAAGAGAGCGGGUCACCUCCCAAAAUGAGGAAGAAGAUGUCGAUGAAGACAGUGACAGUGAAAUCUCCAGUGGAACUGGAGAUGUUUCCAAAGAUUGUCCGGAGAAAAUACUGGAGUCCUGGGGAGGAAUCCUCACCAGAUGGCACGGGAACCUGUCCACUCGUCCGAAGGGUUUACCCUCGUUGGUCCGCAGUGGCAUUCCUGAGCCACUUAGAGCUGAAGUCUGGCAGCUGCUGGCUGGGUGCCAUGACAACCAUGACCUGCUUGAACACUACCGCAUCCUCAUCACCAAGGAUUCUGCACAGGAAAGCGUCAUCACCCGUGACAUCCACCGUACUUUUCCAGCUCAUGACUACUUUAAAGAAUCUGAUGGAGAUGGGCAGGAUUCAUUGUAUAAGAUCUGCAAGGCUUAUUCUGUCUAUGAUGAGGAAAUUGGUUACUGUCAAGGCCAGUCUUUCUUGGCUGCUGUUCUUCUUCUACAUAUGCCAGAGGAGCAAGCCUUCUGUGUGUUGGUGAAAAUAAUGUACGAUUAUGGCCUCAGAACUUUGUACAAGAACAACUUUGAAGACCUUCACUGCAAGUUCUAUCAGCUUGAAAAGCUGAUGCAGGAACAGCUCCCAGACCUUUGGGCCCACUUCCAGGAGCUGAACCUGGAGGCACACAUGUAUGCCUCCCAGUGGUUCCUCACCCUCUUUACGGCCAAGUUUCCCCUCUGCAUGGUUUUCCACAUCACUGACUUGCUGCUUUGCGAGGGAUUAAGUAUCAUCUUCAAUGUGGCCCUGGCCCUGCUCAAGACAUCCAAAGAGGACCUCCUGCAGGCAGACUUUGAGGGGGCCCUCAAGUUUUUCAGAGUGCAACUCCCUAAGCGCUACAGAGCAGCAGAGAACGCCCGGCGGCUUAUGGAGCAGGCCUGCAACAUAAAGGUAUGAGAGAACACCAGAAAACUAAAACACGA
This is a messenger RNA of Cyprinodon tularosa, 2512 nucleotides long. It is a transcript of the gene rabgap1l, whose product is annotated as RAB GTPase activating protein 1-like. The record is from RefSeq and is a predicted model, not a curated record. The coding region runs from base 204 to 2486 and encodes 760 amino acids. The transcript is spliced from 19 exons. Lineage: Eukaryota; Metazoa; Chordata; Actinopteri; Cyprinodontiformes; Cyprinodontidae.